UUGAUUAGUUGAUCCAUGUCAACAUGGCACAUGAAAGUGAUUUAUUGUUGACGUUAACCUUUUUUUAGAUAUAAUGAAAUUAAGCCCUUCAAUUUAUUUGAUGAAAUUGUAAAUAUGUACUUUCCGACAGGUUGGCCAAAAUAUCUUGAGCCCCGAAACUCACUUAGUUUACCCAUUUCAGUUUUUUGUAAUAGAGAUCGAUCUCUAUUUGGUGUCUUGACUGAUGACAGUAUUAGUAUUUGGUUUAUAAGGCCCUGUGUUGAAGUUACAUGCUUUAAGAGGAGUAAAGAGUCCAUUGAUGCAUUUGGCACAAAUCAAUUAGCAGAAUGGAAACCAGAUUCUUUAAUGAUUGUUAUUACUACAAGCCUGAAUCAUUUGUUGUUUUUUCAAGUAGAAAUUGAUGAUUCUAUAAAAUGUCUAUAUGAGCAGUUAGAUAGCAAAAUAUCAGGAUUGCGAAGAGAGAGUGAUGAAUUAUAUUUAAAAGAAAAAGUUCCUCCAAUUUCAUUGGAACAUGUUCACACAUUAUGCCUUAAUUCUAAAAUUAGCAGCUUAGUAUGUAUUCGGGAUGAACUCAUGGUGACAACAUUGGAUGGCCAUUUUUGGCGAGUGAAAUGGGAUGGCGUAUUAAAUGAAGAUUAUACAUUAAAUUUAAGCAAUAUUUCCUUUCGGUAUGAUCAUUUACAAUCGAGAGGUAUUCGAUUUUCUUCAGGAUCUACGUUUCAUGGAUCUGAUUUAUUUGUUAAAAGUAUGGAAUAUUCACCAAUCAUUGGAGGCUUUUCUGUUGUACUUUCAAAUGGGCAAGCUUGUUUCAUAACUGCAACUACUUUGAAAUUUGAGCCUCAUCAAGUUUAUGGUAUUUUUGCUCAAGAUGUACAGAAUGCAUUAUGUACAGCUGUUAAUCAUCGAUAUCGUUUAAUUGCAUAUGGAUUAAAAAGUGCUCAAGGUGUUGUGUUCUGCAUAGAUGACAUUACUGGUGCUUUACAAUCAACUCAUCAGCUAAUACUAUCUAGCAAAGAUUUUCCAGACAUUUCAACUGCAGCGGGAGGUGUUUCCAAUUUGAAAUGGACGCCUGAUGGCGGUGCUUUGGCAAUGACUUGGGAAAAAGGAGGAUUUGCUGUUUGGAGUGUGUUCGGAGCACUGCUGAUGUGCAGUCUUGGCUGGGACUAUGGGUCAGCAGAUGUUAUGAAAAAUGCUCUAAAAAUUUUGUCAUUGGAAUGGGGACCAGAAGGAUAUCAUCUUUGGACAGUCGCUGAAAAGCCAAGUGUAAAAGUUAUUAAUGAUGCUCAACAUUCAAAUAUUAAAGUUGCGUUGUUCCAAUUUGCCAAAAGUGCCUUAACAGUUAAUGCUGGAAUGACUGGCAAAGAACAUGUAUUUUUACAAACUGAAGAUAGGCUUUAUGUGAGUGCUGGUGCUGAUAUCAUCCAUAAUAAGCCUAGUGGUGCUGAAAGGAAUAAUGAACCAGAAAUAAAUGCAUCUCUUGGUUUAUCAAGAGAACAAAUGCUUGUGGGAAACAAGCAAUGGAUUGUUAUUCCAAUACCAUAUGCAUAUCUUGGAAAUAAUUGGCCAAUUCGAUAUACAGCAAUUGAUUCUCAGGGUCAAAGCAUGGCUGUUGCUGGAAGAAGUGGUUUAGCUCAUUAUUCUUUAUUAACACGAAGAUGGAAACUGUUUGGGAAUGAGACUCAAGAGAGAGAUUUUGUAGUCAUGGGUGGUUUACUUUGGUGGGAAGAUCAGAUCAUCCUUGGAUGUUACAAUCUUCGUGACCUUAGGGAUGAAAUUCGUGUUUAUCCCCAAGAAAGUAAACUUGAUAACCAAUUUGUCCGUGUUGUUAAAAUGGAUUCCCAAGUUCUGCAGUUGUCAGCUCUUGGAGAUAGACUUCUCAGUUUUUGUGCAGAUUCUCACCUUACUUUAUUUUUAUUGCAAAGAAAAACUUCUCCUACAAGUAGUGUUUUGCAUGUUUCACGGAUUUUGGAAUUAGAUGUAUCCAAUUUAGUAUUUCAUCCAGCUUGUGUUGUGUCAUCAGUGCUUACAUCAUUGUGUACAGAAACAGUAAGGUGGCCUCGGAAAGGAGAUGAAAGUAUUCUUUUGAAUAUAUGUGGUCGUUUACUUCUUUUACAACAAGAUCCUGUAUCUAGAACUUCUGAUAUUGUAAACAAUAAUUCACAGAAGAUACCAUCAUAUGGAUUGCCAACCGUUCUUGCAUCUUGUGUUGAAAAUGUUUGGGUUUGCUCUCAUAGCUCUAAAGAUACACCCCAUCUUACUGAGGCCUUGUGGAUAGCUUGUGGUGCUCAUGGUAUGAGAGUUUGGUUGCCAUUAUUUCCUAGAGAUGGAGAAAAACAAAGAGCUCAUAACUUCAUGUCUAAAAGAAUUAUGCUUCCAGUUCCAGUGUACAUUUAUCCGUUAGCUGUUUUAUAUGAAGAUGCUGUAAUUUUGGGUGCGGAGAAUGAAACUGUAUUAUUGCCAGCUGAUAGUUAUAGCAAACAUCCUUUUAGUAUCAUUUCUCGUACAAGUCAAGUAUAUCUACAUCAAAUUCUAAGGCAGCUAUUAAAACGAAAUUUAGGCUAUCAUGCAUGGGAAAUAGCUCGAAGUUGUUCAACCUUACCAUAUUUCCCACAUUCAUUAGAAUUACUUUUACAUGAGAUUCUGGAGGAAGAGGCUACUUCUUCAGAUCCUAUACCAGAUGCCUUACUUCCAAGAGUAAUAGAUUUUAUUCAGGAAUUUCCUGUAUUUCUACAAACAGUUGUGCAGUGUGCUAGAAAAACUGAGCUAGCAUUAUGGCCUUAUCUCUUUUCUGCAGUUGGCAAUCCUAGGAACUUAUUUCAAGCAUGCCUUAAUCAGGGACAAUUAGAGACUGCUGCUUCAUAUUUAAUUAUUCUACAAAAUUUAGAAUUAUCUUCGAUUAGUCAACAACAUGCUACACUUUUGCUGGAUUCAGCACUUGAAGCUGGAAAAUGGGAGCUUGCUAAUGAAUUAGUAAGGUUUCUAAAAGCAAUUGAUCCCAGUGAUAAUGAACCAGUGCCUCGAACUUUUAUCCCUCCAAAUAAAUAUGGUUUACCUCAUUCAACUCCACCUUGUAGUCCAUCUGAAGAUGAUUUGUCUUUUGUUCUUGGAACUGUGUCUCUGACUAGAGGUAGAUCACAAAGUACUACUGUGAGUCAAAAAUUAGCCUUAACAAUGCAGGAUAAAUCUUCUCGAGUGCAACAUCAAGAUAUAGCAAGGACUAUAAGUGAUCCUCAUAUUAUUCCUAGGAGAAGAAGAAUUUCUGACCAUAAAGACAAAGGUUCUGAAGAAUUUUUCAUUGAUACUUUACUAACUCAAUAUGCUAGAAAACUGCUUAGUUCAGGAAAACUAAAAGAUUUGGGAUAUUUUGCUGCCCAUCUUGAUUUUCAUUUAAUCACAUUCUUUACAAAAGAAAGGAAUCAUACUGCACAUGUUGACGAUUUUAUUAGAGCCUUGUUCACAUUACAUCAGGAUUUUCAGUGGCCUUUCCCAUUAUCGUCCUCUAUAUAUUCUACAAAUGGUAUAAAUAAAACAGCAGAUUCUUCUCCUACUCUUUUGGAUUCCAAAAUGAUUCUCUCAGAACCAAGUCUUCAUGCAUAUGACAAAUUUAAUGAAGGCAAAAUUAUUAGCAUUUUGAAUGCUAAUAAUAUGCAGAAUAAUGUACCUGAAAAUAAUAAAGCUGAAAAAUUGAAGAAUUUACAUAAUUUAUCUAGUUUGAAUUCAAAUUCAAGCCUAGAAGAUGUCCCUGAACAUACCAUUGAAGCUCAAUUAGCUCCGAAACAAAAAGAAAGUUUAUUAACAUUGGACAUUUCUGAAAAUAGUUCUUUAUGGACUGAAGAUAGUAUAGCUACAUUUGACGAUGAAAAUCUCUCUAGUCUUUCUUUACCCACAGAAUUUGAAACAAUAUCUGAGGAACUUGUCAGUCGGGGACCCUUGGAAACUGAGGUUCAGUUAAGGUACCUUCUGCAAUUGCUUUUAGAAGCAGGUUGUCUUGAUUGGGCUCUUCUUAUAGCAAUAAUUUUGAGAGAUGCUAUGAGUGUGAUACGUGUGGUGAAUACUGCCAAACAAGAACAAUUUCCGAAUGUACUGAAACAUUUAAAAGAAGGAAUGGCAUCUAUUGAGCAGUGGGCUGAAAAAGAGUGUUUAGGUUACAAAACCUUUAUGAUAUUAGUACACAAUCAAGCCAAAGCUCUUAGCAAAAUGUCAUCUGCAUCUUCAUUGCUCAAAUUGGAUAUGCAAACUACUAAUGAGGAUUACUGUUCGGACAUUUUGUAUGAUAAUGACCAAAAUCAUCAUAGACUUUCCACAAGUAGUGACAUACCAGGUAUUGAGGGUACUCUUGUACUUCAUGGUACAAGUCCAGAUAAAGAGGAUGAAAUUUCUUCUGAAGAAUCGGAAGAUAGUGCUGAUUCUCAACGAAAAGAGGAUCAAACAUCUGAUUGCACUAUAUCUUAAAAUUAUAAUUAAAUGUAGUAUACUAUUGUUGAAAAUAUUUAUACUGGAAUGGAUUUAUUAUAUCAUUGAAACUUUUUAAAAGAAUAUUUUUUAUACAUAUUAUCCCCUUUUAACUUGUAAUCUUGAGGCAGUUCAUUUUUUACAAGGUCUACAAAUAGGAAUUUUUUAACCC
Argiope bruennichi is the source of this 4624-nucleotide messenger RNA. RefSeq names its product guanine nucleotide exchange factor subunit RIC1-like (gene Rich). Lineage: Eukaryota; Metazoa; Arthropoda; Arachnida; Araneae; Araneidae. The transcript has 33 exons. Gene Ontology annotation, biological process: intracellular protein transport; retrograde transport, endosome to Golgi. The record is from RefSeq and is a predicted model, not a curated record. Gene Ontology annotation, cellular component: Ric1-Rgp1 guanyl-nucleotide exchange factor complex; cytosol; Golgi membrane. The coding region runs from base 115 to 4452 and encodes 1445 amino acids.